AUGACAAGCAAAAUUACGUGCUACCUGGACUGCGUGUCUCCAUAUUCAUACUACACUCUCCUACAUCUCGAAAGGAACUGGAAGGUCCUCGAAGCGCACAAUGUAGAGAUUGAGUGUGUACCCCUUGGCACCCCGAUCUUCAAGACCAAUUCCCUAGCCUGGAAUCCCACCAACCAUCUCGCGCAUUCAUCGAAAGCAAGAAACAAGCCACCCUGGUCCCUCGAAGCAAAGGCGAAGUACGGUGCAUACGACGGCGCGCGAGCGAAGAAACACUUCGGCCUUCCUAAUCUUCAGUCGCCGGAUUUCUUCCCGAUCCUCUCCCUGCUACCGCAGCGAGCACUAUGUGCCGUAAAGGAAGCGCAUCGAGAGAAGUUCCUCGAUAUCUUCCGUGACAUUUUCCACGCAAUGUGGGAGAACGGCAAGGAUGUCAGUAAGCCGGAGAUCCUUGUAGAGGUACUCCAGCAGCGCCUCAAGGAUGAUGAAGCCAAAGAAGUGAUGGCCAAAGCAAACAGCCCACCAUACAAGCAGCGGCUGAACGAUAAUACCAAGCAAGCGCUCGACCAUGGUGCUUUUGGUUGCCCGUGGUUCUUCGUACGCAACGCGAAAGGGGAAGAAGAGCCCUUCUUUGGCAGUGACAGGUGCGUAUCUUCUCCAUCAGUACCUCCAUCCCCCGUCUCUUACCUUGCCUCCUCGUAA
This is a messenger RNA of Alternaria atra, 696 nucleotides long. RefSeq lists its product as uncharacterized. Gene Ontology annotation, molecular function: glutathione peroxidase activity; glutathione transferase activity. Gene Ontology annotation, cellular component: peroxisome; mitochondrion. Bases 1 to 696 code for a protein of 231 amino acids. Gene Ontology annotation, biological process: glutathione metabolic process. Lineage: Eukaryota; Fungi; Ascomycota; Dothideomycetes; Pleosporales; Pleosporaceae. The record is from RefSeq and is a predicted model, not a curated record. The transcript is spliced from 3 exons.